This is a messenger RNA of Perkinsus marinus ATCC 50983, 1174 nucleotides long. RefSeq names its product lipopolysaccharide-induced transcription factor regulating tumor necrosis factor alpha, putative. The transcript is spliced from 7 exons. Gene Ontology annotation, molecular function: zinc ion binding. Bases 1 to 891 code for a protein of 296 amino acids. The record is from RefSeq and is a predicted model, not a curated record. Lineage: Eukaryota; Perkinsozoa; Perkinsida; Perkinsidae.
AUGACUGGAGCCUUCAGUCGAAAGGACGGCAGUUACAUUUAUCGUAAAGUUCCUGUAGACGCUGAGGAAGGAAGCGUCGAAAUGAAUGUCGUCAACAACACGCGAGUCUCGACAAGGGCUGAGCCGGAGAGGGAACGACUGCCUACCUUUGAUAUGGUUCCUGUGGAGUGUCGAUGUCCUUUCUGCCGAGCUGACAUCACUACCUUCAUCACUCAUGAGGCAUCAAUAGUGUCCUACCUCCUGGCAUUAGUCCUAGUUCUUAUCUUACAGUGGCUAUCAAUAUGCAUAUUGCCGGUGGUGUGGCCAUUGCUGAAGGACACUGUGCAUCGAUGUCCCAAUUGUCUCAACAAGAUCGGCUCUCGGUCUAAGAUAGCCUUGCCGACCAGCCUCAAGAACGAUGUGCUCACAUUCCGCAUUGGACACUGCGCGGUGGUAUUGGCCCGACGAUACGUUGUAAUUCUCCUAGCCCUUGUCACUGUGAUUGGCCUUUUCUAUGUGGCACGUUCAUCGGGUGUAAUGCAGCCCGCGAUGGUCCCUCGAGGGCCCGACAUAGAUGCCUCUUGGAAGGACUUCCUCACUGACUGUGGUGAGAGGGCAUAUCUUGGCAAUCCGUUACAUAGUGUGAAGGCCUUCGAAGAGAAGUAUAAGUACCAGACUGUGAAGUGGAAGGGAAGAGUUGUCAGAAUCAGAGAAGGCAUUGACUUGUGGCUAUUCAAGACUAAGAGUUUUGCUAUGAUCAAGAUGUUCCCUCCCCAACAGGCGUACAGGCCAGAUGUGGUGGACUUGAUACUGCUAUUUGAUGGUCCCCAACAACACGAUGAAGUGUCCCUUAUACCAGCAGGGUCUUGGGCUCAGUUUGAGGCCUCGUUGCUGAGUCUGGGACGAAGGUGAGAUAUAGGUUGUGACGAGUUGCUCAUGUUCGAGACGUGUUCAGAGGCGGACCACAUCUACUACAGUUAUGGAGUAUAAAGGAGAGUGAUAGGCCAGAAGAAGUAGAGGAAGCCGUUGCUGAGGCAGCGUUGGCACUAUCGGCUCGACAGGCUAUAAUGGGUGCCAUUCUGGGUGGGGACCAAGGGCAUGGUCCUGAGGCCAACAUGAAUGGACACCAGUCUACUGAGGUGCAUCCCUCGAAUAUCGAGUCACUCCAGCAUCGAGUUUGAUCAAUACUAAGCGU